AUGUUCCACGUCGACAAAUCUGGCGUCCGCGGCGUCGAGGGUGUGACGCUGCGGGAGACGGAUCAGCGGACGCGGUUCUGGUGGCACUACCCCGGCUUGCGAUCGCUGAACCUUUUGCUGCUGGGCUGUAUCGUCUGCGACAUGACCAACGGCUACGACGGCUCUAUGCUCAGCGGCCUGCAGAUCAUCGACCGGUGGGAGGAUGCGCUGGGCAAUCCGGCGGGCACGCGCCUGGGUACCAUCACCAACGGCACCCGCUAUGGGCAGCUCGGAGCGCUCCUCAUCGCGGCGCCUAUGAUGCAGCGGCUGGGUCGACGAGUCCCCAUUAUGAUCGGGUCAUGCAUCCUGCUGGUCGGCGUCGCGCUGCAGGCCGCGUCGGUCGGCUACGACAUGUUCGUCGUGUCGCGCGUACUCAUCGGCUUCGGAAACACAAUCCAGAACACGGCGUGUCCCAUCCUGGCCGCCGAGCUGGCUCACCCCUUCCAGCGCACCCAAAUCAUCGGCAUCCAGAACUCGACCGGCUCGCUCGGCCAGAUCAUGGCCGCCUGGAUUACCUAUGGCACUUCCUUCAUGGCGUCCUCGUGGUCCUGGCGCCUGCCUUCGCUGCUGCAGGCCGUGUCAUCCGUCUUCCAACUUGUCAUGAUGUUCUUCACGCCCGAGAGCCCGCGCUGGCUCGUGCACAAAGGCAGGCGCGACGAGGCGUACCGGAUCCUAGCCCGGUACCACGCCGAGGGUGACGAAUCGUCGCGGCUACUGCAAUUAGAGAUGGUUGAGAUCGAGGCAGCCAUCGAGGCGGAGCGGGUGCAGGCGCUGACGUCGUGGAUGGAGUGGUUCCGUACACCGGCCAACCGGUACCGCCUAUUCAUUAUCGUCACGUCCGGGUUCAUCAUCCAGUGGUGCGGCAACGCGCUCAUCACAUAUUACAUCCAUCUCGUCUUUGAGUCGAUCGGUAUCACGAGCUCCAAGACGCAACUGCUGAUCAACGGCGGCAUUACCAUCAGCGGCUGGGUGUGGGGCAACACGUGGUCGCUGCUGGUCGACAAGAUGGGACGGCGACCGAUGUGGCUGAUCGGCAUGUCGGGCAUGUUCGUCGCCUUUUUGAUGAUCACCGUCUUCACCGGCGUCAACACGGGUAUUGGCUACACCAACGCGGGACUAGGCAACGCCACAAUUUUUGCCAUCUUCCUUUUCGGCCUCUUCUACAAGAUGCCUGGCUGCAUGGUCCCCUCGUACGUCGCCGAGGUCUCGCCCUUCGACCUCCGCGCUAAGGCGUUCGUCAUCAAUGGCUUCGGCGACGCAGCCGCCAACAUUUUCAGCGGGUACACCAACCCGGUCGGCCUCGGGGCCAUUGGGUGGAAGUACUACAUCGUCUGGUGCUGCAUCCUGGUCAGCAACUUCACCAUUAUCUACUUUUUCUAUCCGGAGACUAAGAAUCUCAGUCUCGAGGAGGUCGGCCAACUUUUCGACGGCCCGUCGAAGGCGAUGGAGGCUAAGCUGGCGCAUGAGGGGGCCGAGGAGAAGGAGAUACCGGUAGUGACGAUGGUCGAGUGA
Messenger RNA from Penicillium lagena, 1551 nucleotides. RefSeq lists its product as uncharacterized. The coding region runs from base 1 to 1551 and encodes 516 amino acids. Gene Ontology annotation, molecular function: carbohydrate:proton symporter activity. The transcript has a single exon. Gene Ontology annotation, biological process: transmembrane transport; carbohydrate transport. Lineage: Eukaryota; Fungi; Ascomycota; Eurotiomycetes; Eurotiales; Aspergillaceae. Gene Ontology annotation, cellular component: membrane. The record is from RefSeq and is a predicted model, not a curated record.